Molecule: messenger RNA, 1134 nt
Organism: Chanos chanos (milkfish)
Lineage: Eukaryota; Metazoa; Chordata; Actinopteri; Gonorynchiformes; Chanidae
Gene: b4galt2
Product: UDP-Gal:betaGlcNAc beta 1,4- galactosyltransferase, polypeptide 2
Exons: 6
Coding region: 1-1134 (377 amino acids)
Biological process (GO): carbohydrate metabolic process
Cellular component (GO): Golgi apparatus
Molecular function (GO): galactosyltransferase activity
Source: RefSeq, a predicted model, not a curated record
AUGACCCGGCUGAUGGUGGGCCGGACCCUGGAGCGGAUUUGCAAAGCCGUGCUGCUGCUGUGCCUUGUGCACUUCCUCAUUAUGAUGAUCCUUUACUUUGACGUCUACAGCCAACGUUUCGACAUCUUCAGCCGUUUCAACGCCGCUCGUGGCGCUAAUGCUUCCCGCGGCGCGCACCACUACUACUACAACUUCUCCAGACCCAACGCCACCUUCGCCAGUUACCUGGCUACGGCCGACCAGCUGCUGCCUAGCGCGCGGCCAGACACCAAUCACACGCCGCCCACCCCUAAACCCAUACCUCCGUGCCCAGAGAUACCCCCUGGGUUGGUGGGACGGCUCCUCAUUGAGUUCAGCUCUCAGAUGACUCUGGAACGGGUACAGAGAGAGAACCCCAACGUGACAGAAGGGGGAAAGUACACCCCCCCGGACUGCAGGCCCAAACAGAAGGUGGCUAUCAUCAUCCCCUUCAGACACAGGGAACACCACCUGAAGUACUGGCUACACUACCUACACCCCAUCCUGCGUAGGCAGAAGAUCGACUAUGGCAUCUACAUCGUUAACCAGCUCGGCGAGGACACCUUUAACCGGGCCAAGCUGCUGAACGUGGGUUACACGGAGGCUCUGAAAGACGCAGAAUACGACUGCUUCAUCUUCAGCGACGUCGACCUCAUCCCCAUGGAUGAUCGUAACCUCUACCACUGCUACGAUCAGCCCCGGCACUUUGCCAUCGCCAUGGACAAAUUCGGUUUCAGGUUGCCCUACGCUGGGUAUUUCGGAGGAGUGUCUGGCUUGAGCAAAAAGCAAUUCCUCAAAAUCAAUGGCUUUCCCAACGAGUAUUGGGGCUGGGGAGGAGAAGAUGACGACAUUUAUAACAGGAUCACGCUGAACGGAAUGAAAGUGUCUCGGCCAGACGUGAGGAUCGGUCGCUACAGAAUGAUCAAGCACGAGAGAGACAAGCACAACGAACCCAACCCCCAGAGGUUCAACAAAAUUCAGAACACAAAGAACACCAUGCGAAGAGAUGGUAUCAGCUCACUGACUUAUCGGCUGGUCUCUGUCAAGAAGUAUCCACUCUAUACCAACAUCUCAGUGGAGAUCGGCAAACCCCCUCCACGACCAAUCAGGGGAUAG